AUGGCGAAAACAACACUCUUGUCCCUUGUAGCAGCAUGCCUCCUAAUCGUCCCUUCUUCUGCGAGGCCUGAGACACCUGAUAUCACCAACCACUACACUUCUUUCAAGAACCCACCUGUCACCUCGCGUCCUCUCUUCCGAUAUUGGCUGCCGGAUGCCAGUGCUGAUGUGUCAAAAGUAGCUGAAGACAUUGCUAGUGCCGGUAGUAUCGGAGCUGGAGGUGUCGAGUUGGUUCCUUUCUACCAGUAUGGAGGCCAUGGGGGUCGGUAUCCGCCAGGAGCUGACUGGGCCACCUAUGGCUUUGGAUCACCUGCAUUUGUUGAUGUUCUCGAACAAGCAGCCAAAGCUCAUGUAUCACAUGGCUUGAAGAUGGACUUCGCACUCGGUCCUAAUCAGGGCCAGGGAGUCCCUGCAGAUCCUGAUGAAGAAGGAUUGCAGUGGGAUCUGGUUCCGUUUGCCAUUCAGGUUCCUGCAAAUGGGUCACUUGACAACCUCCUUCCCGGCUGGGGCACCGGAAAGCUGGUUUCCUUGGUCACAGCGACUGUCGAUUCUCGCCAAACAAGGAGACUUGGCGCCAACCCUUUCCCAGGUGCCAGUGAUACCCACACGUCCUUUGUCCUCGCCAAUGGUAGUCUUGUGCAACAUACGGAUAAAGUCUCGACUAAAGGCAUUGUCAAGUAUAAAUUCCCCAAGACGCCUGACGGGACCGAACAAUGGGCUUUUGCAUUCUACAGCAGGAGAUCUCUCAUCAAGAAUCUCAAGUUUAGCAGCAACGAUACUAAACCUAUCUAUUCCAAUGGCUCGUACACGGUGGAUCACUUUAGCGCAAAAGGAGCAAAGGUAACCAUCAGAUUUUGGCAGAACUACAUUCUCAAGAAUAGCAAUGUGCGAUCAUUAAUCAAGCAGUGUGCAGGAGCUGGCUGGGAAGAUAGUCCGGAGAUACUCAGCACCAUAACAUGGACACCCGACAUUCCGAAGCUCUUUAAAAGGCGCCAUGGCUACGACCUCCUCACAUACUUGCCGCUUAUUAUGUAUAAGAGCAACAACCUUGCCAUACAGGCUGGAGUUCUGGGACCCUUUGAAGCCGUGCUGAACACGCCGGACAAAGGCCAAGGCGUUGUGAAUGACUUCGUCGAGAUCCUGGAACUGUGCUAUCGUGAAUACAUCACGACUCUCCGGGACUGGCUACAGACGAACCUCGGGCUGAACUUCAGAACUCAAGUUUCAUACAACUUGCCCAUGGAUAUGGGCGCUAAUGUCCCGUUUGUCGAUAUUCCCGAAGCUGAAAGUCUGGGAUUCCACGACAACCCCGACGCUUACAAACAAUACAUUGGACCAGCAGUCUUGGCAGGCAAGAAGGUUGUUUCGAAUGAACUUGGUGCCAUGCCUGGGAGACCUUAUUCUCAGCUUCUAACUGAGCUGCUCUUCUCUGCUGACGCGGCCUUCACUGCUAACACAAACAAGUUUGUUCUGCACGGGCAGCCAUACAGUGGCAAUUAUUACAACACUACAUGGCCAGGGUACACCCCCUUCCAGUACGGCUUUUCCGAGCUGUAUUCUCCUCGACAUCCCGCAUGGGAGCAUGGCCUGGAUGAAGUAUUGGGCUAUCUUGGGAGAGCACAGCAUUCAAUGCAAAUGGGCGUAGCAAAUUUAGACGUUGCUAUAUACAACAAGGUGGCCAAAACGGACCCUCUCUGGACUUCCAAUGUUUAUGCUGAGAAUGAUCUUGAGAAAGCUAGCUACACCUAUGCCUACGUCACUCCAGCAAACUUCAAGCUUCCGCAAGCUUACGUCGAUAAUAAAGUCCUUGCGCCAAAUACGGGUGGCUUUAAAGCACUGGUCCUUCCAGGCCGCAGCAAUAUCACCCUACAAGCUAUAGAAGACAUCACAAGGUUCGCCAAAGCUGGAUUGCCAGUCAUUUUGGUUGAUUCUCCCGUGUUCCUGCCGACAAACCGACGUGAUGAAGAGAUUAAGACCUGGGAUGCAUAUAAGAGCUUGCUCAAACUACCAUCUGUCCACCAGAGCAAGAAGAGUAAAGUUGCUGCUACUCUUCAGUCUCUGGGGAUAAGGCCAAAGGUCACAGCUAUCUCUGACAAGCUAUGGAAGCAUGCACGUAGAUGGGAUCCGCCUUCAACCGGGAUCGUCAAGAUUGCCUCCAAAGGUGUGCCUUACUGGUUCGAUGCCUGGACAGGCACCCAAGAGCCAGUUCUUUUCUACAGCGCUGAUAGACUUUAUGGAACUAUCAACAUCCCCUUGUCACUAGCAGCCAACCAGACAGCCAUCAUAGCCGUAAGCAACAAGCCGCUCAAGUACGUUGAGACACCAGUCGUCCACAUUUCCAAGAAGCCGGCUGGUAUUUUGGGGGGCAAGCUUACAAACAGGCACGAGAUAGAGCUUCAUGCUACCUCAAGGAGCUCUGGUGGCAGGGUAACACUGAGUAACGGAGCUUCACAUUCUAUCAAGUAUUUUGACUCGCCCGAAGAAAUACAGCUCGAGAAAUGGACCUUGACUGCGGAACAUUGGGAAGCGCCGUCAAACUUUUCAGAUGCAUCUGCGAUUGCUUCGAAGCGUAACUCGACACACACCUUGACAGCUCCUCUCAAGUCCUGGACAGAACUCGGUCCAGAGCUCACCAACUCUUCUGGCCUUGGCUACUACCGCACAUCGUUCACGUGGCCACCCUCACAAUACUCUACCAAGAACCUCGAUGGUGCGUACGUCAAGUUCGAGCCAGUCAUGCAUGCUAUGAAGUUGUGGGUGAACGGAAAGCGUCUACCUCCUGUCGACCCCAGGAAUCCCGUUGUAGAUCUUGGUCCUUUUAUGAAGCGUGGAGAGAAUGAGAUCUUGGCUGUUGUCCCAACUACAAUAUGGAACUAUGUUAGGAGUCUUCUUCCCAGGAUUAGGAAUGCAGGUGAUACUCCACUUGAGAUUUCAACUCAGGAUAUCCAGCUGAAAUGGCCGACGCCGGCUAAGACGGACAACGGGUUGGUGGGGAGGGUGUAUCUCGUACCUUAUCACAAGGUGACUUUGAGGCUCUGA
Molecule: messenger RNA, 3039 nt
Organism: Fusarium oxysporum Fo47
Lineage: Eukaryota; Fungi; Ascomycota; Sordariomycetes; Hypocreales; Nectriaceae
Exons: 5
Coding region: 1-3039 (1012 amino acids)
Source: RefSeq, a predicted model, not a curated record